CCUUUUCAUUUCCACCACUCUAAUUCUUUUUUUCUUUUCUUUUCCAAAAUGCAAAUGAGUUCAAUAUCUCCAAGUUUCACUAGCCAUUCUUCCAACAACCUAGCGGAUAUUGCCGCUAGAGUUGUUGAAGAAUUUCGUAUCGAAAAUGGUCAUGACGACCAACUUGAUGAUAUCUUUAGUAACGAUUUUUAUGAUGAUAUUAGUCUUAUCACGGAAAAACAAACACAACAUGAAAACGAACACAAAAAAGACCAAGAAGAAGAAGAAAAAGAGUUUGAAUUUGCGGUUAUUUGUAACAAUAGUUCAAGUUUAUCUCCAUUAUCACCAAUUUCGGCUGAUGAAAUAUUUUUUAAUGGGGAGAUAGUUCCACGGUACCCUUUGUUUGACCAAAGUUUGUUAUUAGAUAGCAAAAAUGAUAUAAUUGCGUCUAAUAAUGAAACAAAAUUAGUUGGUUUGAAACAUUCGCCUAAGGAUGUAAGGCGACAACCUUUGAGCAUGUUUUUUAAUGAAGAUCGAGAUUGUAAUAAUAGUACGGUUUCUUGUUCUUCUUCUGAAUCGGAUGAUUUAGACGGAGCUGCUCCAGGGACGUAUUGUAUUUGGAAACCAAAAGAAGAGUUAUUGUUAGAAGAAGAAAAGUGCAAAAAAAGUAAUUCGACUGGGAAUUCUUCGAAAAGAUGGAAGUUGAGAAACUUGCUUAGCCGGAGUCAUAGUGACAGGAAUUUUAGUAAAGAUGAUGCGGCGUCAAUUGUUGUUUUUAGUCCGAAAAAAGGAGGUGAAAAGAUGAAAUUUGAGAAAUCGGCAAAAGUCGCCGGAGCUGAAGAUGAUGAUGAUGAAAUAGAGUUGCCGGCAAAGACGGUGGUAGAUGAAAAAAUCAAAUCGAAAAAAGAAGGUAAUCGUAUUCGAUCAUUUGUUUCAUUUAAAGAAAUGAGAUUCUGAUGAUUAAUUAGGGUGUGUUAAGAAAUGUGACUUUUAUUAUAAGGUUUUAAGAUCUAUAGUUUUUUUUUUUUUGAUUUGUAUAUAAACAUGUAUGUAUGUAUCUAUUUUUGAUCAAAUUGAUAUGGAGUGUUUUUGGUUGGAAAAACUUGUUGGAAAUAUUGUAACCGGAGAAUUGCCCGGCGACGGUGUGAAUGGGUGGUGGGGCUAGUAAUGCUUUAUUGGAAAAGUAAAAGGGGGUAAAGUGGGAGUUAAGAAAAGUUAAAGGGGUUUGAGGAUUGCGGAGCGUAGGAAAGAGGUGUGGAACUGUGGGGUAGUUGUGAUCACACUAUAUUUGUGUGGGGGGCAAGUAUGUCUUUUUUUUUUUUUUUUUUUUGUGCGUAUUGGUUAAUGAGCUACAAAUGUGGAUUUCAUUUGAGUUUCUACAAUGUGUAAUUAGUGAUUUCGUAUUUAUGAAAGUUCCUUCCACUA
Messenger RNA from Erigeron canadensis, 1404 nucleotides. RefSeq lists its product as uncharacterized. NCBI's taxonomy places the organism in Eukaryota, Viridiplantae, Streptophyta, Magnoliopsida, Asterales, Asteraceae. The record is from RefSeq and is a predicted model, not a curated record. The transcript has a single exon. Bases 49 to 936 code for a protein of 295 amino acids.